AUCCUCGACCAUCCUAUCCCUAGUUCACCUUGAUUCCUGUCUUUAACCUCAAAUAUUAUCAUUCGAUCUUGAAAAUAUUCAUCCAUCUUUUUGAGUAUUGUUGAGUCAGGACUUCAGGAAAUCUGCGAAUUCAUCAACUUUCACAACACUAGUAACAGGUAGCGGUAGCUGUAACACCAUGGCACCCAAGACUGACUUACCCGAUUUCAAUGGAUUCAUUAACAAAGGACGUGAGCGUCGCAAGGAUGAGCUGCUAGCAAAUAAAUUCCUGGGCAAGAAUCGUCGAGCGAGUGCGCCAGGAGCGACAAACAACAAUCGCAAGCCAGCCACUGGUCCCUCACUUGCAAGCAGAAUGGGUGUUGGAAAGCGUGGUCCGGCUACACCCAAACCUGCACCAAGGCAGAAUUCCACACCUACUGUCGGAAAUCUUGAUGCGGAAUGGACUCAUGAUCUACACUCUCUUAACAAUCCAGGCAGUUCUAGAAUAUCUCAAAACCCUCCUCGUGGCCCUAAAAAUAUCAUUACGCGUGCGCGCAAUGAUCGACUUGCGAAAGCUUUCAACGGCUCUGCAUCAACACCGAACUUGAACGCUCAGUAUAAUAUCGUUGGCAAGUCAAAGGCGACUAAAAGCAUCUCUAUCAAGGGACUCGCAGGACCAUAUAUUGUAAUGGCAGAAAACUUCGCGCGAGGCACUUCUGCACAAGAUAUCGAGACCGCGAUGACACCAGUUGGUGGGCCUCCACUCAGCUGCCGCCUUAUCUCUGAUUACCCCAGAAUUAUCGCAGAGAUCAUUUUUGAUACUAAGGAUGGAGCUGACAACGUCAUUGAUACAUUCAACAACCAAGAGGCGGAUGGUAAUUUAUUGAACGUUUACAACAAGUCGGGAGCCCCUGCGCCAACGCUUCAACCUGCCAGCCAACGUUCUGCACCUCGAUUAAGCGUCCCAACAGGUCCAAGAGCUAGCCGUGUUGAACGCAGUUCAGUUUCAGAUAGCUAUGAUUCAAGAUAUGAUAGCUCGCGAAGUUCUCGGGAUGAUAUUAUCGAUGGCUCCUACGGAUUUGACGAUCGCAUGGAUACCGAUGACCGGGAUGGUGGUAGUCGUAACAACUCUAGAAGUCAAGGACUUUACAGCGACAAUCUUGUAGGAGGUCGUGCUGGCAACAGCAACAACCGUAAUGGCAACAACUGGAACGCCGGGCGAGGCAAUGAUAGAAGUCGCGGCUAUAGAUAAUUACGAGACAUGCGAAUUUAAUUCCACUUCUCUCGUUCAUGGCCUGUUGAAGACUACCGAAACGUUACGAAUACUUCAUUCUGAGAUUUUAUGAUGCAGGACACGGGUCUUGCAGGAUUGCAUAAUGAGCAGCGACCACAGAAGACAAGAUCCGGAACGGCAUUUUUAAAUGCCAUGGGAUCAAAGAUUUUCAUGUCUACAUGGAGUUAUGGGGAAGGGUACGAAAUCCGCGAUACCUUGGCAUACCUUGCGAUUAAUACCCCUAUGUAUAAUAACAAAUACAAAAACAAACCAUACAAUUUUUAUGAAUUUCAGCAGUUUC
Botrytis porri is the source of this 1553-nucleotide messenger RNA. RefSeq lists its product as uncharacterized. The record is from RefSeq and is a predicted model, not a curated record. Bases 179 to 1231 code for a protein of 350 amino acids. The transcript is spliced from 4 exons. Gene Ontology annotation, molecular function: nucleic acid binding. Lineage: Eukaryota; Fungi; Ascomycota; Leotiomycetes; Helotiales; Sclerotiniaceae.